Charadrius vociferus (killdeer) is the source of this 906-nucleotide messenger RNA. It is a transcript of the gene TMEM71, whose product is annotated as transmembrane protein 71. The coding region runs from base 1 to 906 and encodes 301 amino acids. Lineage: Eukaryota; Metazoa; Chordata; Aves; Charadriiformes; Charadriidae. The record is from RefSeq and is a predicted model, not a curated record. The transcript has 9 exons.
AUGGCCCUAUAUUUUCGCGUGUAUGAAACAAUCCUUUUCAAGAUGUAUGGAGUAUCACACGUUGCAUCAACACCAGGAGCAAGUUCAACAGCGUUUAAUGGAGAACACAGACACAGCCUCUCACAACAUAUUUUUCCAAGUUAUGCUUGUGCCUUUUUGGACGCUGACCCUGCCUAUGAGCGUUGUUCCACAAAUCCUCCGACAGGCUCCCCUUCCACACGUCGCCGCAGCCCUCGCCUGCUUUCGAACGGCUAUUAUGUUUUGACAGAAGACAGUUUUGUGUCUGAUGAAGAGGGCAACAUAACGCUGACACCAUCCCAGACAAGUGUUACAUACAAAGAGAAUUUAGUUCGCGUAUUCAGGCGAAGGAAGAAAAUCCACCGCUCUCUUGCCACCUUGUUCAGUCUUGAUGCCUCCAGUUCAUGGCUCAGCAGCACCAUCCUCAGCAAUAUCGAUUCCUCCCAUGGAGAUGAUCCUUGGCCUGAUGGAUGCAAUAAACUAGAAGCCAGUCAGAGUGAUAUCGGUGAUUCAGACUUUUCUUCUGCCUACGAUAGCCAUGCGGCACAAAGGCAAACUGCAAAAUCUAAUGGGGCCUCUCUCACCAAAGAUGACGAGUUUCUUCAUCCUGACAAGCCACAUUGUGCUCCAAAAUUCUGCUCUCCCUUUAUGAUAAAUGCUGAUGAAGAGGCUUUGAGCAAUGAAGAAUCCAGGAUAGUGCGAAAUGUCCUUUCUCAGAUGGUUGCACUGAUCACGUGUUUAAUCAUUUCAAUAUGUACAAGAUAUUUUCUGGGAGGAUUGUCUGCCACUUUGUUGCUGAUAAUUUUAGUUUUUCUUUUGUCCCAAGAGGCUGCUGUGUCAUCUUUCUUCAGUCUUGACACAUCUUUCAAAACAACUACGUUUUGGUAA